AUGACUGAGGAUCAGUUGGUUAAACUUUUGGAUGUGCUCCUUGUGAAUCUCCAUUAUCUACCUAAGGUUCGUGCUGAAUUGUUUUUUCCAUCAAUGACUCAAUAUGAGCUUCUUCAGAAUAUUUUUGGCAAUUUAAGAGAUUUCCUUGGGCUGAAAGUAAAUGGUUGCGUUGAGCAUAAGGCAAUUGAAUAUGUCUUACUACAGCUUCAACUUAUGGCUGAGAGAGUAGGACACUUUUAUUUUGUCCUUUUGUCUUAUCAACUUGAUAAGACAGAUGAAAAAGAUGAAAAUGAAACAGAUGAAGAAGCUUUGAUAAAAGAAGAAAUCAGUCGGGUAAAAGAAGACCUAGAACACAUAAGAUCGUUCUUUAGGAAUGUGGAGCAAGAAUUGCAUAGAGAUCUUUGGACUCGUGUUCUAGAUGUGGCAUAUGAGACGGAACAUGCCAUUAAAUCGAUUCUUGCCAGAGAUUGUGGUUUGGAGGAGACAGAGUGGAUAAUCAGGAAGCUUACUAGCGGACCAGCUGGGGUAGAUGUCAUUUCCAUAGUUGUCGACCAGGAAUAUAAUGAGACAAAGUUGUUGCCGAUAAUUUUCAAUCUAGUUAUUGGUUUGAAAGAAAGAUUCAAUGAGGAUGACAUAGAAGAUGAUGUCGCUGAUCAACUAUGGAAAGAACUAUUUGAAAAGAGGUACCUUGUUGUCUUGGAUGACAUGUGGGAUACUGUAACAUGGGAUGAGCUAACAAGACCAUUAUACAUCAUUUCUUCUGAAUUUCAGAAAGGAAAUAGAGUUAUUUUAACAAGUCGAAAAAAGGAAGUGGCUUUACAUAGAAAACGCACAUGGAGUCAUUUCAAGAAAGGAAAGAAAGAGGCUUUGUGGAUUGAAGCUCUCAAUAAUUUGAGUUCCUUUAUUUUUAAGGAUGAAGAGGAAGUGAUGAAGGACGAGGAUUUUGCGAUCUCUUCGUUGAAAGAUUUAUGGAGUAAAGAAGGACUUGUGGAACCAACUGAUUUGAAGAGUGUGGAAGAAGUAACGGAGGUUUAUGUGGAUGAGUUAAUUUCUAGUAGCUUGGUAAUAGUGAGAGGUGGUAGCGAACAGAGUUGCCAAAUUCAUGAUCUUGUGCAUGAUUUUUGUUCGAUAAAAGCUAGAAAGGAAAAAAUGUUUGAUUUGAUGAGCUCAGUUGUUCUGUCUUCAUCCUCUUCUUCAGAUAUGAUGCUGCAUCAACGGACCACUAUUUAUGAUGAGGACAUUCAUUCAGAUAAUUCUUCCUUUUUCGGUCCAGAAAAGAGAAAUCUUUGUGCUAAUCUGGAUAUCUGCAUGCUUGCUCAUUUGAGGUCCUUAAGGAUUGCGAUGAAGGCAAAAGUUCUCCCUCCAUUUUCAAACCUCUGUAAUCUAGAAACUCUGGUGGUGGAUAACGGUGAAUCAAACCUGUUAGAGAAUUUGGCAACAUUAGAGCUUCUCAAUCUUUCUUGUUCGGUAGACUCAGAAAAUGUUUUGGAAAGGUUUCCCAAUCUUCGAGCCCUUGAAUUCCACAUGGGUUGUUCAGCAGCAAAGCAGAUAUAUUUUCCAAGAUUGGACCUCCUUAAUAAACUUGAAAGAGUUUAUGCUAUAUUUAAGAGUUUUGGGCCUACACAUGCACAUCAGUUUGAUUUUCACCUCCCUUUGAGCUUGAAAAAAGUGAAGUUGCAUGGCCUCAAACUAAGAUCAGAUGCACUGUCAGGAAUUGGGAGAUCACUACCCAACCUUCAAAAGCUGGAACUACAUUGCGUUAUUGCAGAUGAAUCCUUUCCCGUGUUUGAGGAAUUAGAAUACGAUUGUGUCCUCAGCUUACAGAGAUCCCAGAAAAGUUUUGGAGAUAUUGCUUCAUUAAAGUCCCUCUCAGUGUGCGGAAGCCAUCAACAUAAAGAAUCGGCACUCAAGAUUAAGGAAUAUGUUGAAGAAAUAACCGGAGAAGACAAGCUUGAACAAGAUCAAAAAAUCUUGAAUCAAGAAUUGCAAUUUGCAACAAUGGUGAAUCAAAAUGCUGUUGUUGAGUCUGGUGAAGCAUCCAGAAUUACUCCCAGUUCAUUAGACUACAAUCGUCCUCUCUUUCUCAGCCCUUCUGAUAGGCAUACCAAGGAGAAUUGUUGGAUGAUAAUUGGCUAUCCUCAAGAUUAUAAAGCUAUGAAGAAGUUCAGACAUGAACUUGUGGUGGGAAGCCGUCAUCUUGAAGAGUCGACACUCAAGAUUAAAGAAUAUGUUGAAGAAAAUAUGGGAGAAGACAAGCUUGAGCUGUGGUGUUGCAAUGGAUCCGGUGGGAGGUACUGUGUUGUUUAUGCCAAACACAAGAAGUUCUGGAGCACCACUAUUACCAAUCAAUCCGGAACCUCAACUGAUAGGAAGAAUGGCUGA
Molecule: messenger RNA, 2382 nt
Organism: Capsicum annuum
Lineage: Eukaryota; Viridiplantae; Streptophyta; Magnoliopsida; Solanales; Solanaceae
Product: putative late blight resistance protein homolog R1B-17
Exons: 12
Coding region: 1-2382 (793 amino acids)
Biological process (GO): defense response to other organism
Molecular function (GO): ADP binding
Source: RefSeq, a predicted model, not a curated record